Molecule: messenger RNA, 4392 nt
Organism: Siniperca chuatsi (mandarin fish)
Lineage: Eukaryota; Metazoa; Chordata; Actinopteri; Centrarchiformes; Sinipercidae
Gene: rrp12
Product: ribosomal RNA processing 12 homolog
Exons: 34
Coding region: 108-3980 (1290 amino acids)
Source: RefSeq, a predicted model, not a curated record
CAAACUAACACCGAGACACGUGAGCACACCCGUGACGUCAUGUGGUAAGCGACAGAGUCAUCUGGCGCUGCACAGUUGGGGUAACGUGAUUAUUUUCAACCCCGAAAAUGGUCAAAUCGGGGAAACUUCGGUCUGGGACAGGGUCGAAACUCAAACGGUGGAAGAAAGGACACAGUAGCGACUCAAACCCGCAGACGAGUCGUUUUCGGCAGGCUGCUAAAAGCCGCUUCUUCAGCCGACCCACCGGAAAGAGUGAUCUAACAGUUGAUGCUCUUAAGCUACACAAUGAGCUGCAGGCAGGUCCACUAGAGCUAAGUGCAGGCGGCCGUAAGGAUGCCUGUAUGGAAGAGGAGCCAGAUGAGGCGUUGUCAGAAAGGACCUCAGGUACCUUUCUCAGCGGCCUGUCGGACUGCUCCAACCUGACCUUCAGAAAGGUGCAGCGCUACUGGGAGUCCAACUCAGCUGCUCACAAAGAGAUCUGUGCAGUGUUGGCAGCUGUUACUGAGGUGAUUCGUAGUCAAGGAGGGAAGGAGACUGAAACAGAGUACUUUGCUGCUUUGAUGACCACCCUGGAGGUUGUGGAUUCAGCAGAGUCACAGGCUGCUGUGGCGUACCUCCUCAACCUCGUCAUGAAGCGGGUUCCUGCUCCAGUGCUCAUGUCUAAGUUCUCGGACACCACCAAGGCUCUGAUGGACGUCAUGUCUAAACAGGCCACGUCUGAGACCGCCUCAGCUCUUAGAUGGAUCCUGUCAUGCCUGGCCACUUUGUUAAGGAAGCAGGAUGCAUCUGUCUGGACAUACCCAACUACUCUUCAGGCUUACCACGGCCUUCUGAGCUUCACAGUGCACAGCAAGCCUAAGAUCCGUAAAGCAGCACAGCAAGGUGUUUGCUCCAUUCUCAGAGGUAGUGACUUCCUGUUUACAGAUAAUGCCCCAACCCAUCACCCUGCUGCAGCGACCACAGCCAAGUUCUGCAUCAAAGAAAUGGAGCAGGCAGGAGGCAGCAAAGAGGACACCACCACACUUCAUGUGCUGGGUCUCCUAAAGGAGUUGAUUGGGACAUUUCCUCUGGGAGCUGUCAAGUCCUGUUGUGAGACUCUGCUGCGAGUGAUGACACUCAGCCAUGUGCUGGUGACGGCAAGUGCCAUGCAGGCCUUUCAUAUGCUAUUCAGCGGGAAGCCAAAUGCUUCAUCCCUCUCUCCCGAACUCAAUGCACAGAUCAUCACGGCUCUGUAUGACUACCUGCCCAGUGAGAACGAUCUGCAGCCUCUGCUGGCCUGGCUCGCUGUCAUGGAGAAAGCGCAUGUUCACUUAGCAAAUUUGCAGAGUUCUCUGAGUUUGGGUCACCUCCCUCGCCUCUUCUCUGCUGCUACCUCCUGCCUGUUGUCGCCUCACAAACAGGUGGUCUCUGCAGCCACCAAUACACUAAAGACUUUGUUGACUGAAUGUGUUGCCCCUCGCAUGGAGGAAAUGGGCAUAAUCACUGCCACAGCCUCUGCGGGGAACCCCUCCUAUGUCUGCAAAAUGUUUCGUAUCAUAGAAGAAGGAUUGUCCUAUCGCUUCCAUGCCUCCUGGCCAUUUGUGCUGCAGAUCCUGGGUUGCUUCUAUCGAGUUGCAGGGAAACAAGCUCACCCCAUAAUGACAAAGUCCCUGCAGUCUCUGGCAGACCUGCGCUCCACUCCUCAAUUCCCCUUCAGCGGUGAGUUGGACCUGGCUGUAGGAGGAGCUGUAGAGAGCAUGGGGCCUGAAGUUGUGCUGGGUGCUGUGCCUCUCAGCAUCACCGGCUAUGAGGAUGACCUGGAGUUCCCACGCAGCUGGCUGGUCCCAGUCAUACGGGAUCAUGUGAAGAACACUCACCUCGGUUUCUUUGCUUCUUAUUUCCUCCCUCUGGCAUCUACUCUCAAGCACAGAGCUGAAGAGUUGGAGCAAGCAGGACAGAAACUUGAGGCCAAAGUCUACCAGACAUUACAGCUACAGAUUUGGACUAUGCUCCCUGGCUUCUGUACACGUCCUGUGGACCUGCUGGCAUCCUUCAAAGGCAUUGCCCGCGUACUCGGUAUGGCUAUUAAUGAACGGCCAGAACUGAGACUCAUAGUGUGCCAGGCUCUACGCACUCUCAUCACCAAGAGCUGCUCCACUGAGGAAGAAAAGGCUGAAGUGGGCCGAUUCUCUAAGAACUUCCUGCCCAUCUUUUUCAACGUGUACAGCCAGCAGCCUGCAGCUGGAGAGUCCGGCACCUACAGGAUGGCUGUACUAGACACUAUCAAGGUCUACUUAACCGUCACUGAAACACAGAUGGUCUGCUCGUUCCUGCAAAAAGCCACAGACAGAUUGAGCAGCACAGACACCACUGAGUUCACACGGCUGUCAAUGAUGGACCUUGUGGUUGCCAUGGCUCCUUCUGUAGAUGAGGUCACCAUGACUAAAACCUUUGAGCUGAUUAGGCCAUAUUUGGAGACCAAAGAGCCAGGCAUGCAGAAGAAGGCGUAUCGUGUGCUGGAGGAGAUGUGCGGCGGAGAGAGAGAUGAGUGUAGGUCGUUUGUCGUGGCUAAUCUGGAAACACUCAAAGUCGUCCUGCUCGAGACUCUGAAAAACGCCUCUUCACCAGCAAAGAGGCCAAGACUGAAGUGUCUGAUCCACAUCGUAAAAAGGCUCAGCGAAGAACACAAAGACUUUAUCACCGCACUGCUGCCAGAGGUGAUUAUCUGCACCAAGGAGGUGUCUGUUGGAGCUCGUAAGAAUGCCUACAAUCUGCUGGUGGAAAUAGGAAAUGCAUUUGUCCGUUUCUGUGGGAACACAAAAGAUGCCAUGGAGCAGUAUUUGGUGUUGGUGUACGCAGGACUCACAGGCUCCGUCACCAUGAUUACCUGUACGGUGUUGGCGCUAACUCGAUUAGUGUUUGAGUAUAAAGAUGCUAUAGAGGUGGCCACCAGGGAGCAGCUGCUGCACAAUGUUUGUCUGCUGCUGUCGUCUCGUACCAGAGAGAUAGUCAAAGCCUCCUUAGGCUUCAUCAAGGUCAUCCUCUUCAUCAUGGAUCCCAAGACGCUGGCAUCGCAUGCCACUGUCAUGAUGGAGGGCGUUGGGAACAUCAAAGAUGACGUGAGGAGGCACUUCAGAACCAAGCUGAAGAACAUCUUCACUAAGUUCAUCAGAAAGUUUGGUUUUGAGCUGGUGAAGAGCAUACUGCCUGCAGAACACCACAAGGUGCUUGCAAACAUCCGCAAGGCUGAGGCUCGCACCAAGAGACGGAAACAGGCCGCAGAGCAGCAGGACGACUCGGAGAGCGAAGAGGAGGCACCUAAAAUGAAGAGCAAAAGUAUUGAGGACAUCCUUGCAGAGUCAGACAGUGAUUUAUCAGAGGAUGAAGGAAAGGCUGGAAAUUCUAAGAAGAAAGCAGGCAAACAGCAGAAAGGACGGGCCUGGCUCAAAGAAGGGGAGGAAGAUGACCCACUCAACUUCCUGGAUUCCAAAGUUUCCCAGAGAGUACUAGCGACCAACCCAGCGCUAAAAAAGAGUGCCAAGGUUGAACAUGGCUUCAAGGUGACGUCAGACGGGCGGCUAAUCAUCAGAGAGGAUGAUGAGGAGGAUGUGAAAGACAAAGAUGAGGGAGAGAUGAAAGAUAUCCUAGAAGAGGCUGGAGUCAAGAGUAAAAAGUCACAGAAAAGGAAGUUCCAAGAUGACAACUUUGAUGAGGACAUGGACAUUGAACCCCAGCAAAAAUAUAAAGCUGGGGGCUCGGGUAUCCACAGACCCCUGGGAGGAAGGGAAGAUAUCGGGGGAGACUACAAGUCAAAGAAAGGAAAAGGAGAUGUUAAGAAAAAAGGAAAGCUUGAUCCUUACGCUUACAUCCCUCUGAAGAAGGCCCAGCUCAAUCGCAGGAAGCGUGCCAAACUGCAGGGCCAGUUCAAGGGCAUGGUGAGAGGAGCCCAGAAGGGGGCGAUGUCUGGAAGGAAAAUGCAGAGGAAAAAGGGGAAAGCCUGAAGAACAUACUUAUUACACAGUGGACUUUAAAUGUGUGUGUGUGCGUGUGUGUGUGUGUGUGGUGGUGGUGUGUUCAUAAACAUACUAAAAUGUAGACAUACACAUUGGAUGUGUGUGUAUGUCUGGAUGUGUGUUUUUGACAGACUGUCGUUGAAGGUGAAAACUCUAGAAAUGCUUUGAUGCAAUGCUUUCGCAACAGUCAAUAAUAACAAUGUGUUGGAUGUGCUGUCCCUGCUUUGAUGGAUAUUGACAGACCAAAUGGAAAAUCCUUUGGCUGUCAAAAAAUCACUUAACUGUAAUCUGUUGUGUAUGCAUCAGAUAAAACUCUCCCUUUUGAUAAACAUAAAUGUAUUUAUGUAUGGACAUUGUCUAGAUAUGUGGACAGACAAUAAGACUGGUUUGGGAAGAGUAA